AUGGAUACUAGCAACAGUAACGGGGACCACGACUCCCACGUGGCAGUACAGACGGAGGACGAUGAUACUUAUAUGCCACCUUCCCCCUCCAUGAGCGAGAGCUCUAUGAUUUUUGAACGAAACGUGGAGGACCCGUCAUAUCUCUAUAAGACGGUGUCAAACAACACUGCGAACCCUCUUUCCAGGCAAAGCAGUAGGACCAGUUUGUUUAAUCAUAAUAACACUAGCAAUAGGAAUAUCCAUAAUCUGAGCCAGAAAUCGUCUGCAGUAAACCUGCACCUACAACCUUCCAGGACAAAUGAGUCCAUAGCAUCUUACCAAACGUAUAAUCCUGAUUUCGUUGUGCAGACUCCCCUAGAUCACCGUCGUACUUUAGAGAAUUUCGUCCCUCCUGCAUUAGACGCUGGUUGUUCUAUUGUCACUGACGAGACGACUGGGCUUGAUGACGUCGAUAUGGUCUACUCAAGAAGGCCAUCUACAAUUGGGCUGGAUAGAGCCCUGGGCAGAACUAGGAGUCUCUCAUCUCAAUCUUUUGAAAACGAAAUGUCACCUGCGCACCCAAGAUCUCCCAACGAACACGGUUCAAGAUUGCUAAGGUUUUAUUCCUACGCUGACAUGCUAUCUGAUGACAACAACAUCAACAACAACAGCAACUCCACAGUAACACCGUCUUCAGCAAACCCCCUGAGAAGACCGCCUAUGCAAAAUCACUACUCGUUUUCGUCAUCAAUUAUGAAUACGCCUUCUCACUUGCCCUCACCCCCAUCAGCUUCGGCGUCACCCCCACAACACAUGGGUUUUACCAACCCUUUCAUCAUAUCCAGACGCUACUCUAACACAACGACCAAUAAUGCCAGUGGGGUUGGCAGCGGCGGCAACAGCGCUGGCGCCGUGCUAUCAAGAUCGCCAUCAAACCAGCAAUACCUGCUGAAACAACAGAGGUCACCCUCAGGCACCGUCCAUUCGAGAAGAAACAGCAACAUGCCAAGCAGUGCUACAAACAUCAUGACUGGGAAGCCCAAAUCCAAGUUCCAUAUCGAGUCCAGUGGCAGUGAAGGCUUUUCGUCUGAAGAGGAGGACAACGAUGCAAUUGUAAGAGGCAAACUUCAUCUGAAGCAAAAACUAGAAUCGCAGCUGGCUCCGUCACCAUCAAUUGCUGUCAACACAACUAAUCAUAAUAAUAACAACAAUAAUAAUAACCACAAAAACAACCCUCCGUUUUCAAACUCAAAUCCAAGCUCGAAAUCAAAUUCGAACUCUACAAUAACCGCCAUGAACCCAAGCGCAGCCAAAUAG
Messenger RNA from Saccharomyces eubayanus, 1296 nucleotides. It is a transcript of the gene VHS2, whose product is annotated as Vhs2p. Lineage: Eukaryota; Fungi; Ascomycota; Saccharomycetes; Saccharomycetales; Saccharomycetaceae. Bases 1 to 1296 code for a protein of 431 amino acids. The record is from RefSeq and is a predicted model, not a curated record. The transcript has a single exon.